Messenger RNA from Peronospora matthiolae, 978 nucleotides. The record is from the annotation of a GenBank genome assembly. NCBI's taxonomy places the organism in Eukaryota, Oomycota, Peronosporomycetes, Peronosporales, Peronosporaceae.
AUGGCACAGGUGGAUCGCGCGCAGUCGAACGCUAUGAACCUGCAGGUGCUCAAGCGCCAGGACGCGGACGUACUGGAGAUCGUGGACACUGCUAGCCACGUGGUCAUCUACGAGUUUGAUCAGGGCGCACAGAGCUGGAAGCGAAAGGACGUGGAGGGCUGUUUGUUCGUUGUCAAAAGAGCAUCGUCGCCGCGCUUCCAAGUCUUUGUGAACAACCGACUAAGUACGACUAACAUGAAGCUAGAGCUGGACGGCCGUCUCGAAGUCGACAAUGUCGAUAGCUUUCUUAUCCUUCGCAGUCCUGAUUCGACGUACCCGUCAGGGUUUGCGAUCUAUGGCAUCUGGUUCUUUCCCGAAGAAGAUCGCGCUAAGAUCCUACUGUUGUUUCAACGUCUCAUCCAUUCGUUGAAAGCUCCACAAAGCGCUGCCAUAAUGGACACGGCGCAGCAGCCCGCGAAGGUGCUGUCGCCGGGCAAGACGCAAGCAAAGCCAACGAUGCAGCACCAGCAGCAGACGUCACAGCCUACACAGCAGCAGGAACAACAGCAGGAGCGACCUGUGUCACAAUCGCGCAAUCGAGGGCGUUCGCGUAGCAAACAGGAUGAUGUGAAGCGACGUGGCGCGAGUGCAACAAACCCUACGGCGAUUCUGCAGCGAGAUCCGAAAGACAAGCGUAGCAACAGCAGCAGCAGUGGAGGCAGUGCGAACGGCCUGGUCAAGCAACAACAAAUCGCCCCGGUGGUUACCAGCUCGAGCGGUAUGAUUCAGAUAUCGAAGGCCGACGGUGCUGCCGCAGGUGAAGCUAUUAUGGACAUGAUCUCGCAAAACCGAGUGCGGCACCAAAAUAAGCACCUGCCAACGGCUUCCAGUGUGAACAAGGAACAGUUGAAGCAGACCCUGAUCGGUCUGCUGGAUGACACGCAAUUCUUCGACCAGAUUUAUUAUGCGUACGUGGACCGUAUGUCGAACCGAGGAUGA